Lineus longissimus is the source of this 2630-nucleotide messenger RNA. RefSeq names its product NEDD8 ultimate buster 1-like. The transcript has 14 exons. NCBI's taxonomy places the organism in Eukaryota, Metazoa, Nemertea, Pilidiophora, Heteronemertea, Lineidae. Bases 119 to 1969 code for a protein of 616 amino acids. Gene Ontology annotation, biological process: regulation of ubiquitin-dependent protein catabolic process. The record is from RefSeq and is a predicted model, not a curated record. Gene Ontology annotation, molecular function: protein binding.
UGUUGGUGAGCUCGUAUUUUUAUGGCGCUACAAAAUCACAUUUUUACCAGAAAAAAAGCGAAGGGACAGGUGUGAUUCCGCUUCGAGGCGUGUGCUUCGAAAACUUUUGAUUAAAAAAAUGGCAGAGGCCCCUAUCAACUCCAACUCCAUCGACCCUACACGCCAUGAAGAAAUCCAACACUUGCUGAGAGAGAAGUUGAACAGAGAGAAGGUGAAGUUGUGGUUGCCUCCGUACACACAUGACACUACAGGAUCUAGAGAAAAAGGGCAGAUACCAACUGAUCUGAUCGAUCGCUAUUCAAAAGAGUCUGGUCUGACGCCACAGGUUGUUGGUGAGGAGCUUGAAUCACUCAGACUCCAUGCUCUGGAGAAACUCGAUGCGAGGAAGAAAUUUGAGGCCUCUGGUGUGGCUACUCUCAGGGUGAAACUUGCUGGAAAAUUGCCCUCCAAGCUUAGCACACAGAAGCGGACCAUUACGCUUGAAGUACUGCUAGGGCUCAAAGGUCAUGAACUGAAGCGGCAGGUUGCUGAGGUUUGUGGGAUUGAGGCCUGUCAUUUGAAGCUGAUCACCUGCGGACACGUGAUUGACGACGGCAAGUCAUUGAUUGACCAACACGUGAAGAAUAAUUCCCAGGUGAUGGCAAUUUUUUUGAGUGAAAGUGAGGCAGAGGCAAGGAGGAGAGAAGGUGAAGUCUCGCAGCUGAGUAAAACUAGAGCAGCGGCGGAGCUACUGUCUAAGAAGGAAAAAGAGCAAGGUGAUCCGUACAUGCAGAUUGCAGACCAGUCGGGAAAGACUUUGAACCUGCCUGAUGAAGAACGCAAAGCCUUGACCAUGGCUAUGACGUUAAACGAGAAAGGACGUGCCUCCCUUAAGCGGAGAGAAUAUGGCUUGGCACUGCUUCUCUUGCUUGAAGCAGACAAGGAAUUUAGGAAGUGCCGUGCCGACAUCCUUGAUGCUGUGGACAACUACGCCAUUCUGUGUCUUGACAUCGUCUGGUGCUAUCUUUGUUUGAAAAAUGUGAACGAUCUGCCAGAUGCAGCGUCGCGUCUCGACACGUGUGAAGACUGCUUUCGAAAAAGCUACGGCACCAACCUUGAGCGACUGAUGACUUUAAAGGGUCAAUCAGGCCAUGUGUUGGCACUUUACGUCAGGUUGCACCUCCUCCAGGGGGUGCUGGCCUACUAUCAGCAUCGUCGAUCAGACGCCAUCAGAUAUCUGGAACAGUCCGAGAGAGAACUCCGAUCACUGCAGGUUGACGAUGAAAAAAUGACGCAAGUGAUGACGAUGGGGUUCAGCCAGCAGGAAGCAAGACUUGGUCUGCGGGCGUGCCAGGGGAGUGUUGAUGGUGCCAUUGCUCACAUUAUUUCAAGACGAGAGGAAAGAAAAGAGGUGAAGAAGAAGGAGAAGGAGGAGAAAAGGUUGAGGAGGCUGCUGGGAAAAACUGCUGAUGGAAAGUGGGUGAAUGGUGCACACUAUAAGACAUUGACGGACAUGGGUUAUCCCCCAGGCUCAGCCAAAGAAGCCUUGCGCCAGUCUAACAGUAACAUCACAAUGGCCAUCCAGGUUUUGAGCGAGAAUCCAGAGCUGUUGGAGCUACCUGAUCCGAGGGAUGAAGAAAUGCAAGUUGAAAUCACAGAUGAGAUGAUUGCACAGAUGCUAUCCCUCGGAUUUGAUGCAUCUGUGUGCAGAAGUGUGUUAAGCCAGUGCUCGGGGAACAUCGAGAGGGCUGUGGAUAUGUUACUCAAUGGUGGUGUGAUUCCGUCCAGUGCUGUUGGAGAGGGAACGUCCGGAUCGCUUCAAAAAGGAGCAGUGGCUAAAACUGCUGAGGAAUUGCAGCAAGAACAAGAGGCCAUUGAUGAAAUCAUUCCGGAUAUUCCAGAGAACGAGGAAGACUAUCUUGACAUCAGUUUAGAGGAGGAGGCGACAUUCUUGGAGGAGUUUAAGGCACUUGUUUCAAUGAUCAGAUGAAGGCCUGGCCUGACCCGAGUCAAGAUGAGGUGAAAUUCUGUUAUGACAAGGGCAAACCUCUUUCCUUUUUGUUGGCCUAAUAUUUUCACAGGUUUUGAUGGAUAUUUAGGGCAUUUGGAUCUGGAUCUAAAUAUUUGAAAUGUUAAUGAAAAUUAAUCGGAAAUGUACCUUUUAGUACUGGUGCUGCCAUCUGAAUUUUUAGUUCUGCAGGUUCCUCAUUGGAAUAUGACCGUGGCGUUCGUAAAAAAAGAUGAUUUGCUCCAUUGAAAACAAAAUAUAUUUGCGUGGUAUUUGCAUGAAAGUUGCUGCAGUCCAGAUCUAAUAGUUGUAUUAUUACUGGAAAAUCUCUCAGCGCCUACAACGUCAUUAUGGAAGUAAUGGAGUUACUGUUUGAUAAUGAUGAAUCCUGCCCUGUAUCCCCACCCCUGACUCACCUGCUUGAUGGAUUGGGGAUUUCUUCGACACCGGCUUCACCACUUGCACCAGCUGUGGCACCACCACUAUCGGCCUCGGUGUUUCUGUCGGGGUCAUCAGCAGCGGCAGCAUCAUCCUCAUGGUUGUCCGAUUCAGCCAGCCGUUCCCCCAUAUUUUGCACUUCAGUUAGCACGCUAUCCAAAAGAGGCAACAGGUUCAAAAUCUCACUAUGGUUGUGUGCCACACG